This is a messenger RNA of Podospora anserina S mat+, 426 nucleotides long. RefSeq lists its product as uncharacterized. The transcript has 2 exons. NCBI's taxonomy places the organism in Eukaryota, Fungi, Ascomycota, Sordariomycetes, Sordariales, Podosporaceae. The record is from RefSeq and is a predicted model, not a curated record. Bases 1 to 426 code for a protein of 141 amino acids.
AUGGCAUGGACUAUCUUCACCGUGAAAACCAGCGACUACAUUGUCCUACACUCAGACAAUCAGGCGUACUGGUCGACCAUGGAGCGGAAAUUCAAGCAAGACCUCUUCACGCCUGAUAGUCCAACAGAGCACAGCGAGAGCGGCACACCUGCUCCUCCGCCACUUCCGCCUCUCAAUAUCCUCCGGUUUACGACAGAGCAUAUGCCCAAGGAUCCUGGUACAGGAUUCGUCUUGGGACCGAUAAGGACAAAUGCGACGUCCUCCUAUAUAACAGUCGGGAGUCAGGUAUCAGUGGACCAUAUUAUCCGGUUCUACGAAUUCAGCGUUCGCGGUGAGGACGGGCCUCAACUUAUCAUGGAGUUCGCUGCGUGUGGCAGCCUCCUAGGCCAGAGUCAAUCACGCAAGUUCACCGAUCGAGAGGGCUGA